CAAUCUCAGAUACCGAGAUUAUGCUGGUAAUGAUGGAAAAAUUCCGAUUCCUCGGGGAAUGCCUACGGACCCUACACCUUUCAUCGUGUCAUCAAGUAAAUUCAUUAAGGCUAUUUCACAACCAUGCCCAUCCCGUAUGAUCAGUUUCGGCAAGUCCCUACCGAGUACCUCAGCGUCCUACAGUAGUAAUCACAUGUCUUCUCUCGCAUGCAUAUAUAGGCCCUCCUUGUACGUGAUGAAGCGCUCUUCUCAAGUUGGAUUAUCCAAUAUCACCACGAUUGGCUGAGCGAGUCAUCACCCUUGCACUUGAGGCUUACCCCUCUGAGGAAGAGAAAGUCUAUCAUAAUCACGUUGGCAGAGAUGGAACGCAUGCGUUCUUUCUCAGAACCUCUUCCUGCAGAGUAUUGCAAUCCGACUCUUCUCAAGCAUGAUUCUCUCAGGCUCCAUGGUGACUUGAACCAGGAAUAUCCACCCUCUUGUCCUUCAGACAAAACUGGCGAUGGCGAUAGCGAUGUCAAUUAUCGCAAUCAUCUCUCAUUGACGAAGAUCCAAAUGGACGUGGCCACAGAAUUACCCAGUGAAAUCCAAGAGUAUAUAGACAAGAAGGUGUACUCCAAGUUGAAGAAACGCGACGCCCAACUAGAGCGUGUACAUAACCAGAUGUGGGACGAUUCGAAAAAUUGUGAACUUGAUUCACGAGGAGAAGACGACUGGAGGGGUGUUUUGAGCAAAGCAAUUGGUGCAUUCAAGGGAGAGAUGAUUUCAAUUUCGAACGAUCGGGACUGGCGGACGGACUUGCAACCGGCUGAUUACCAGUUCAAGUUGAACGACCCACGACCAGAUAUUAGUGUCGGCUUGUGCGCAUGCCCCAUUGAAGAGGCAUUGAAACCUGGAAUGGGUAGCGCAGCUACGGGUCUUCUUACGAGGUUGCAAGCCGAUGCUGAACUGAUUAGUGGUCCGUAUCCCAGUUGCUUGAAUCUACAUUUUCCAUUCUUGAUAGCGCAAACAAAGUCGGGUGCCACUGGUGGAAAUCUCUUCCAAGCUCAGAACCAAGCUGCAGUCGGAGGCUGUGUUGCACUUCGAAUCUUGAGGAACCUUUCAGAGUAUCACGCCCGCAUAUCAGUAUCCAACAAUGUGCCAGAUCAAUGUGACCAGCUCAUGUCAAUUCCAGUGUUUUCCAUUACUACAGAGGGUCCAACUAUCGAACUGUGGGCGCACUUUCAGGAAGAAAAUGGCUCCAGUUUCAAGAUGGUACGUCUGAAUGUGUGGUGCAUGUCGUUGAAGAACCAUUGUCUGGAGGCCCUAAUCCACAUCUCAGCCAUACUGAAAUGGGGCAGUGCGGAUUUGAAGGGUACGAUCAUCGAGGCAUUCUCCUCCUAGUGAUUUUCUGCUUUUACCAGAUCAUCAGGAAAGGGGUCAAGAAGGGUGCAGAUAACAAAGCGUCUGCCAAAGCGGAUGAUUUUAUCCACUUUCUGUUUUAUGUCUUCUAUCCUACUCAGAUUGUUCUUCC
Aspergillus sclerotioniger CBS 115572 is the source of this 1510-nucleotide messenger RNA. RefSeq lists its product as uncharacterized. The transcript has 4 exons. Bases 361 to 1380 code for a protein of 339 amino acids. The record is from RefSeq and is a predicted model, not a curated record. Lineage: Eukaryota; Fungi; Ascomycota; Eurotiomycetes; Eurotiales; Aspergillaceae.